AUGAUCCUGUAUGGUCCAAAUAUCAACGCUGAAGAGGGUAGUUUUUCAGAAGGGCAGGCUGCUCUUACCAUCGCACAGCUAGUACAGUACAAUACUUAUCUCCGUCGCCGUGAAGGAGAUGUUAAGAAGGAAAGGCGAAAUAAAUCUCGAGAGUCUCCAGUUCCAAUCUAUGUUGGAGUAUCUGUACAUGCCAAGACACGCUGCCGUGACCUCGUAGAAAUCUUACAUAAACUUGGAAUCUCUAUUUCAUAUGACAGGGUAUUGAGCAUCUCCACGGAUCUUGGAAAUGAAGUGUGUCGCCGCUACUGGCAAGAAGGUGCAGUGUGUCCGUCUAAUCUUCGUCUGGGUCUCUUUACAACAGCUGCCGUGGACAAUAUUGAUCAUAAUCCGAGCUCAACAACAUCAAAAGACUCCUUCCACGGCACAGGCAUUUCUUUGUUCCAGCAUCCAUCGGCAGUUACGCCUGGUACUGAACAAGCACCGAUAAAUAUCGCAACAAAUGCUGAUAGCGAGAAAUCGAUAAAAGAACUGCCAGCGUCAUACACAGAAGUCAUUCCGGUACAAGAAACUACAAGUAAAGCCCAGCCACCAGCCAACGUAUCAGAGAUGAAGUCGGAUGAAAGCUCAUUUAAUCGCGGCUUUGAAGAUGAAUCCACAUGGUUAGAGAAGGCUAGCACUAUUGUGGUUAACCAAGAAAGUUUGGAAGAGAAAACUCAAGUCUCUUGGGCUGCAUUUCACUCUCACCAACCGUACUGUGUGCCUCCUUCGUCGGUUGCUGUUUCUGCUCUGUUGCCACUUUUUCCUGAUCAGGCAAAAUCGGUUGCAAUGAUAAGACAUGCCAUGAACGUGAUAAAACUGUCCGUAGAUCAUCUGAAUCCAGGUCAAGUCCCAGUCAUUGCCGUAGAUCAGCCAUUAUAUGCUGUAGCGAAAGAAAUCCAGUGGAGAUGGGCUAGUCAUUACGGCGAGGAUAAAUUCGUUGUAGUAUUCGGUGGACUCCACAUCGAGAUGGCGUUUCUGAAGGUGCUAGGAGAUUGGCUUGAGGGAAGUGGGUGGACAGUGGUCCUUUCAGAUGCAAACGUUGCUACGCCAGGAACUGCUAAUUCGUUUCUCAAGGCCACAAAUGUAACGCGCACUCGAAGGGCUCAUCAGGUGACAGCUUGCUCCUUAUUUAUUCUUCUAAAGAGAGCGUAUCAGAGGUAAAUAUAUCAUUUCAAUGGUAAAACUGGUGGGAAAAUCUUAAUGUUUUUAGUUACAGCUGAGCUGCACAUUGCUGCUUUAACUAGCUUUACAAACACUUCACUCAAAUCUCAACAAGGUUAAGGAUCUUAACUUUCGGGGACGUAAUCCAGCUGGCUAAAGGCAGAGCGUGGAACAACUGCAUUCUGUCCUCGAGACUCUACAAAAGAAGCACCGAAAACAGCCAACAGAUAUAUUAGUUAAUAUCGAGUUUUGAUAUGAGCGCGAUAAGCAACCCCCUUGCGGCUCUGUAUAAAAUUUCUUACAUGCAUGGCUGAUGGAAAUAAAAAGGGGUGGAUUUUUUUAUCCCUGUAUUGCCGUUUAAGGCUUUAAAAUAAGGAUAAUUAUGUUAUCAAUGGAUUGUUACAUCGUAAAACUUAUUAGUAAAAUGUUUCACUUGUGAUAGGUACGUAGAUGGAAUGGGUAAUGGUGCCCUUUCCUUUGACGAGUGGUGUAACCAUCAGAGACGUAAAGUACCCCAGUUUCAGUACUGGCAUACAGCCCUUCAACUGGAGCUUCUUCUCCUUGUUUUUCUAAAGUCGCUCCGCCUUGCUGACUUUGGCAUGUACGUAGAUGCAGUUUACAAGAUGCUUCCGUGGUUCUUUGCUUUAAACCAUACCAACUAUGCCCGUUGGCUCCCUAUACAUGUACGCGAUAUGCGCGAACUCGACAGUAAGGCACCAGCAGUAGCAGAGGCAUUCAAGCAGGGUUUGUUCACCGUCACAAAAACCCGUCGAAGAUUUUCUUGUAUAGCUAUUGAUCAGGCCCACAAGCAGAACAAUGCUAUGGUCAAGGAUGACGGAGGGGCUGUGGGUCUGACAGAGAAUGCCAGCGCACUUCGCAGGUGGAUGCUAUCCGGUCCUGAGAUGGCACGGCUAGUCAACGAGUUCGAGGCAUGCAUGGCACCUGAAGUUAGACCUGAAACAAACAACCAUCAUGAAGCUGAGAGGGGUUAUCAAGCAGCGUACCACAAAGAUGUCAGGUCACUCGUGGAUGUACUUGACGACCUUGGGAACCCUUUUGAAGAAGAGGGCAAAGACCUGAUCGUGUUAGAUACAAAGGUGGUGGCAGACGAAGGAGGGGUAUCAAGAAUGCAGCAAAUAGAGGAUCUUGGCGUAAAGCAGUGUGACACGUUCAUUUCAGAGCGCCUAAUACAGCGGACGAAGCCUCUCGAUGACCCUAUUAGUAGAAACAAGCUCUCCGUCUUUGAAACUCCUUCCAAGAAGAAAAUUUCAAAGGCUCAACAGCAGCUUUCCUCUAUGAAAAGCGACUGUUCUCUUUUUUCACGACUGUUUAUUGCAUGCCAGAGCAGAAAUGGUAACUUGGAUGAAUUUUUUAAACAUGAAAAUCAAGCAUGCCCCCCAUCGAUAUCUGAUCAAGGAAAUUUGCGCCUCCCUCGACAAAAGUCUGAGUUAGCCUCUUGUCUUCAAGCUCUAACUACUCCCAAGAAUGCAGCCCCAGCCAAUUGUGAAGUCAUUAUUAUGGACGGAGCAGUACUGGUAAACAUGCUUAAGCCCACGGGGAAAGAGAAAACAUUUUCCGAAUAUGCCUCAAAUAAGUUUAUUCCUUAUGUCACCGCUCAGCUUCAACAUGUGAAACGCAUUGAUAUUGUCUGGGACGAAUACGUGGAGAACAGCUUGAAAGCAACAACUCGGAGCAAACGUGGAUCAGGAGUACGACAACUAGUCGCAGCUAAUAAUAAGCUUCCAAGAAACUGGAAAGAAUUCCUUCGUGAAGAUCGGAACAAGCAGGAGCUCUUUAGAUUCCUUGCGCAAUGCGCUACUUCUGUUAACUCGGGUAAGAGACAGAUCAUCUCUACGUAUGCAAGAGGCGUACUGACGAGCCUUCCACGAGAUGACACCUCCAGCCUGGCACCAUCCUCACAUGAAGAAGCCGACACAAGAAUGUUUAUCCAUGCUGCUGAUGCUAUCCAAUCCGGCUUCACCAAGAUCAUUGUUCGUAGUGUUGAUACUGAUGUCUUAGUACUGGCCGUGGCUCUGGUACAGAAGUUACAGGCGCUUGCUUCAGAGAGCAUCCAACUCUGGGUGGCAUUUGGUACUGGGGAACAUCUUCGCUACCUUGCAGCCCACGAGAUUGCCAACAAAUUUAAUAACACCGCUGCACUUGCCCUACCUGCAUUCCACGCAUUCACGGGAUGCGAUACGGUGUCUUGUUUCUAUGGGAAAAGCAAGAAGACUGCGCUGGACACCUGGAAGAGUUUUCCAGAAGUUACCCCUGUGUUUAUCGCCUUGUCCAGAGCUCAAACAGAAAUAGCCGAAGAGUGGAUGUCAACCCUUGAACGCUUCGUUGUCUUACUUUAUGAUAGAACAAGCAGUUCUUCAUCUGUAAACGAAGCCAGAAAGCAGUUGUUUACCCGUAAGGCUCGAAAUUUCGACGCCCUUCCUCCGACGCGAAAUUCAUUACUAGAACAUGUCAAGCGUACUGCAUACCAGGCUGGCCACAUCUGGGGACAAGCCCUCGUGCCAAACCCACCUAUUCCUAGCCCACAAGAUUGGGGAUGGAUAUUGGAAAGUGGCGAGUGGCGGCCUUUCUGGACAACACUGUCAGAAAUAACAAAGUCAUGCCAAGAGCUAGUAAAGUGCGGCUGUAAGAAGGGUUGUAGAGGAGGCUGUGGUUGUCAGAAGGUCAGCCUAAGAUGUACAGCUAUGUGCAAGUGUGCUGAAGAGUGCGAAAACCGUUGA
Messenger RNA from Porites lobata, 3938 nucleotides. Lineage: Eukaryota; Metazoa; Cnidaria; Anthozoa; Scleractinia; Poritidae. The record is from the annotation of a GenBank genome assembly.